This is a messenger RNA of Haemorhous mexicanus (house finch), 975 nucleotides long. Its product is annotated as coiled-coil domain-containing protein 42-like. The record is from RefSeq and is a predicted model, not a curated record. The transcript has 7 exons. NCBI's taxonomy places the organism in Eukaryota, Metazoa, Chordata, Aves, Passeriformes, Fringillidae. Gene Ontology annotation, biological process: spermatid development. The coding region runs from base 1 to 975 and encodes 324 amino acids.
AUGGAGACCUGGAGCAAAAAGGAGAUGUCAGCCCUUUUCCUCAGGAUGUGCGAGGUCAAAGUCCCAUCCUUCCUCAGGGAGCUCAAAGAGACAGAGGAGGACUCCCAGUCUUCACUUGUGCAGCUCUUGAAGAAAAAGAAAGAAGCCCGAGAGAUGGAAAAAGCCAUGGCAGAGAAAGAAGAGGCCUUCAGGGAGAGGAUGAAAGUCAUUGCUGACAGGUGGAGGGACCUGCACGCCAAGAGGGCCCAGCUGAAAGCCCACGUGGAGAGAUCUGGAAGCACUGUGCAGAAAUGUGAAGAGUUACGAAUCCAAGCUCUGAAGGCAGACAGAAAACAGAGAGAGGAGAGCAUGAAAAUGGAUGGUGAGCUUUUGAGAGCCAAGAUGGAACUGGAAACCCUCAGAAAAAAACACCGUAAACUCCGCAAAAAAGUGCAGAAGUACUCCAUCUUCAAGAAAUACCUGGAGGAUGUGGUGGAGGUCUCACAGUUUGAGGACAUCUCAGAAGUCACUUCAGAGUACGUGUUGCUGGUGAGGACACGGAAGGACCUUCUGCAGUCACAACAGGGGCACAAGCAACUGACUGAGCAAGACAAGGUGUUCCUGGAGCAGUACAAAGCACAGAAAGAAGCUGAGAUGCUUCAGUACAAAAAUGAGCUGGGGCAGCUCAAACUACGUAUUUAUCAGGCUCAAAGUGACAUCCCCCUCUGGGAGGCUCACUGGGCUGACAUUCAGGACAAGACCUCCCAGAAAACCGGGAAUCUGUGGACUAUCAAGCUGGCCAUCCACAAUCUUUUCCAGUCCACCAACACACGGCUGCAAGCACAGUGGAAUGUGCUGGAGCAUAACAGCUGCAGACAGCUGAACAUGAUACAGCAGUUUAUCCAAGACCUUAAAGACAUCCAGCUCUAUGCAGGAGAUGCAGAAGCACCAGAGGGUUGCUACACCUCUGAAGACAAAAAGGAUCUGGCAGCCUGA